Selaginella moellendorffii is the source of this 1024-nucleotide messenger RNA. RefSeq names its product zinc finger CCCH domain-containing protein 56. The record is from RefSeq and is a predicted model, not a curated record. The coding region runs from base 25 to 885 and encodes 286 amino acids. The transcript has 3 exons. NCBI's taxonomy places the organism in Eukaryota, Viridiplantae, Streptophyta, Lycopodiopsida, Selaginellales, Selaginellaceae. Gene Ontology annotation, molecular function: metal ion binding; mRNA binding.
UAGGGUUCUUGAGAGGUAGUAGCAAUGGAAGCGCAGGAGCGCGCGGCUGGCGCUGCCAGGAUGCUCGGCGGCAAUGGCGGUAAGAGGAUGAGUACAGGAACUAUAUUUUUCAAGACGAAGCUGUGCUCUAGAUUCCGGGCGGGGACUUGCCCCUACAUCACGAAUUGCAACUUCGCGCAUGGAAUGGAGGAGCUCCGGAAGCCGCCGCCCGGAUGGGAGGAGUUCGUCAAUCCUCCCGUGGUCGCGGACGGCGGCGGCAAUGCGGCGAAGCUCCGGCCGUGCAAGAGAUUUUUCGCGGAGGGAGUUUGUCCUUACGGUGAGAGGUGCAUCUUUAGCCACGAGGAUCCGGCUGUGAAACCCGCCGCUACCACUGCGAUCAGCAACGCGAGCACUGCGAAGCCGCUGAACUGGAAAACGCGGCUUUGCAACAAGUGGGAGACGACGGGAUCGUGUCCGUUUGGAGACAAGUGCCAUUUCGCUCAUGGAAUCGCUGAACUCCAGAAGUAUGGUGGUGGAGGAGAGUCUCUUCCAGCGCAAAUGGACUCCAAGGCCCAGUCUUCCUCAUACUCGGACACCUCGGAAGCCAAUCCUUCGCUGACGAGCAAUCUUUUCCAGCAGCAGCUGCAACACCACCAUCAAACACAGCAAAAUCAAAGCCAGAGCCAGCAGCAGCAAAGCCGGAUCCAGCAGCAAAAGCCUCCGCUAGUCGCAACUCAAGCACCACCGAGCUCGAAAGUCUGGAGGGGUCCUAGCGGCGACGCCAUCUCCACGGUUUAUGGAGACUGGCUCGAAGAGGAGGACGAAGAACAAGAACAAGAAGAGCAAGAGGACGAGGGCAAUCAUCCCAUGGAACUAUUCUACGAAGAGCUCCAAAGUUUCCACUAAGGCCGAAUCUCAGGGAAUAUCCUCACCUUGUACGGCAGCGCGAUGUACGUAAACGGCGUCGUUAUCACCGCCGUUACCCUGGUGUGUUGUGGAGGAGCUUAAAGGUCGCCGCCGCUUCUAGCGCCAUUUGUUCUUUGUU